GUGCAUGCGCAGUGGUUCUUUGCCGCCGGUUAGCUUGUCAUUUGUAACCGCAACACACGAACUGUGAUUAGUAUUAGUUCAAAAAACUAAGUUUUGGCUUAAUACAAUUGUGUUUUUUAGGUUUGUGUGGAAUCGAUUUAAUCUUCUGGGGUUGCAGCGGCAGCAGAAGUGGACAGUAGACCCGGGUUUUACCGUUCGUUUGUGGAGUCGGGAUUGUAAAGCUUUGUAGGCCGCAGUGUCUGACAUCAACAACAACAACAUGGCCGAUGAUUUUGACAUUGAAGCAAUGCUGGAGGCUCCAUAUAAAAAGACUUGCCUAUAUCUCACCUCUACUACCAUGAAUUCCAGUGUGAACUGUCAAAAAAAUGAAGGAUGACAGCAAGUCCUUAAGUACCAAUGGCCACGAGGAGCGGAGUAAGAAGAAAAAGAAGAGCAAAAGUCGCAGCAGAAGUCGCAGUCGGGAAAGGAAGAGAAGCAGGAGUCACGAUCGCAAGAGGAGUCAUGACCGCAGAAGGAGCCGCAGCAAAGAACGGAAGCGCAGCCGCAGCAGGGAGAGACGGCGCAGCCGGUCCAGGAGCAAGGAACGUGGUGGUCGUUACAGAGCCCCAUUUUCUGGCCUGAAAUUUAACGGUGUUCCCAGGGGGAAGACUGGCCCACCACCUGCCAUCAAACUAAGCCGUAAAAGGUCUAGAAGCCGCAGUCCUUUCAAGAAAGACAAAAGCCCUAUAAGACAGCCCAUUGAUAAUCUCACCCCUGAAGAAAGAGAUGCACGAACAGUAUUCUGCAUGCAGCUGGCAGCAAGAAUCCGACCACGAGACCUGGAAGAAUUCUUUUCUGCAGUGGGAAAAGUACGAGAUGUGAGAAUCAUCUCUGAUAGAAACUCCAGAAGAUCCAAAGGAAUUGCAUACAUUGAGUUUGUGGACACCACCUCUGUACCUUUGGCAAUUGGCCUUUCUGGUCAAAGACUUCUCGGAGUACCAAUCAUUGUGCAGGCCUCACAGGCUGAAAAGAACAGAGCAGCUGCGUUGGCCAACAACUUACAGAAGGGCAGUUCUGGACCUAUGAGACUGUAUGUUGGCUCAUUGCAUUUUAACAUCACAGAAGACAUGCUCAGGGGCAUCUUCGAGCCAUUUGGAAGGAUUGAUAGUAUUCAACUGAUGAUGGACAGUGAAACAGGACGAUCAAAAGGAUAUGGCUUUAUCACAUUUGCUGAUGCUGAAUGUGCUAAGAAGGCUCUGGAACAGCUUAAUGGCUUUGAGUUGGCUGGCAGACCAAUGAAAGUGGGACAUGUGACGGAGCGCACUGAUGCCUCAACUGCCAGCUCCUUCCUGGACAAUGAUGAGCUGGAAAGGACCGGCAUUGAUCUGGGAACGACUGGUAGACUGCAGCUGAUGGCUAGACUGGCUGAGGGUACUGGUCUGCAGAUCCCACCUGCUGCUCAACAGGCCCUUCAGAUGAGUGGCUCCAUGGUAGCCAUGGCUGCAGCUACGGCUGCAAUGAACCCUGGAUUGAGUUUUAACAUCAAUGUGCCCACAAACCAACCUUUGAAUCUACCUUCACAACCGAUUGCAACACACUGUUUCCAACUGUCUAACAUGUUCAAUCCAAACUCAGAAAAUGAUCCUGGUUGGGAAGUUGAGAUUCAGGAUGAUGUCAUUGAAGAGUGCAACAAACAUGGUGGAGUCAUACACAUAUAUGUGGACAAGAAAUCAGCUGAAGGUAAUGUCUAUGUGAAGUGUCCCAGCAUUCCUGCUGCUAUGGCUGCAGUGAGUGCAUUACAUGGACGUUGGUUUGGAGGUAAAAUGAUCACAGCAGCUUAUGUCCCUCUUCCUACAUACCACAACCUUUUCCCAGAGUCAGUGCAGGCAACACAGCUUCUUAUGCCCAGUCGCCGGUGAUCAGUCACCCCUGGAAGAUUCUAUCUUUUCAGCCUUGCUCUUUUUAACUUUUGGACAAUGAUAACAGUUCUGCAAGCUGUGGCUGGGUUGUUUUGUUUGGUUACGAAUCCAGUAAGGUUAAACAUUUCACUUGCAUAGUGUACUUACAGGUCAUGGACUUGAAAAAAAAAGUUUCCUAUGUACAGCCUACUUAUUGAAUUUUGCUUCUUGAUCUUUUAUUGUUCGUACAUAAUUUUUUUUUUUCCUUUCAACAUGUAUAGUCAUUGUGAUGGAUCUGGUUGGCAUGUUUCUCACUCGAGGGAAUGUACAAUAUUGACAGAUACACAAUAUAAAUGGCUUGUAUUUAAACUGCAAUUUUGAUCAGACAUGAACAUAUUCAACUUUUUAGCUCUAUGAGCUGUGGGAACUAAAUGGCUGACAAAUCUGGUUAAAAAACAUCGUUUUUUUGAAUCAAGAUUUGAUUUUUGUAAAGUACUUGAUAAAAGUUAAUUUCAAAUAAAGCAACAAAAAAAAAAAAAAAACCUGAACAUUUGAACUGUCAAUUCCUGUUUGAAAAAGAGAUUUUUUUUUUUUUUUUUUUUGGCUGAUGUUUGCUGCUAUAUUUACUGGUUCAUUUUAAGAGUAUACAUUAAACUGGAAAAAGAAGGGUUUCCAGAAAGUAUCCAGCCAUACAUUUAUAAUAUGAAAUAAAAGGUUGUGGCUAUGUGCAACUGGUGAUGACACUGGACCUACCCAUGCGUUCCAUCUUGUGCUGAGUUUUUUGACGAAACAAAAUCACCCAACAUCCCUCCCCACCCCACAGUGCAUAUUUGGUGUCUUGUAACUUGUUUUUCCCAAAAUUGAAAUCACUUUUGAAUGGGACUGAGACGUCAUUAUUCAG
This is a messenger RNA of Carassius gibelio (silver crucian carp), 2778 nucleotides long. RefSeq names its product RNA-binding protein 39-like. The coding region runs from base 366 to 1898 and encodes 510 amino acids. Gene Ontology annotation, cellular component: nucleus. The record is from RefSeq and is a predicted model, not a curated record. Gene Ontology annotation, biological process: mRNA processing. The transcript is spliced from 17 exons. Gene Ontology annotation, molecular function: RNA binding. NCBI's taxonomy places the organism in Eukaryota, Metazoa, Chordata, Actinopteri, Cypriniformes, Cyprinidae.